Molecule: messenger RNA, 501 nt
Organism: Acaulospora morrowiae
Lineage: Eukaryota; Fungi; Glomeromycota; Glomeromycetes; Diversisporales; Acaulosporaceae
Source: the annotation of a GenBank genome assembly
AUGGUAAGAAACUCUACCGAUAACAUCACGAGUCCAAGUACAGAUGCAAAAAAAAAAAAAGUCACUGGCAGUCAAUCUACGAUCAAUGCCGCGAAAGACAUUGUCAACCUACCAGCAACAUCGACGUUAACAAUAACGGCACCACCAUUAUCACCAUUACAUCGUCUUAGAUUUGACGAAAAAAAAACGGAGGUACUUAAAAUCAUACGUCAAUAUGAUAAGAAUGAUAACGGAAAAAUUGUGUUUGAAGAUUUUAAUAAAGUCAUGUCUGAGCGAAUAUUAAACCGAUCACCUGAGGAAGAAAUUCACAGAGCAUUCCAACUUUUUGAUGACGACAACACAGGAAAGAUAUCACUAUUUAAUUUAAAACGAGUAGCCGAAGAGUUGGGAGAAAAUUUAGACGAAGAGGAUCUUCAAGCAAUGAUUGACGAAUUUGAUUUAGACGAAGAUGGAGAGAUAAAUGAACAAGAAUUCAUGAAAAUUAUGUCAGAUGACAUUUAA